GAUCCUAGCUCCAAACACCGCAGGCAGGCGUCGGGUCGUGUGGCCGCAGCGCUUCGUUUGGCGACCGGCUGUGAUGUCGGCGCUGGAGUGGUUCGCGCAUAAGUCUCUGGGCGGAGGCAUCUACUGGAUCCAAGAGCGCUUCUACGAGUCGGGCAACCGGGCCAAUAUCUGGCUGGUGCGCGGCUCCCAGCGGGACGUGGUGAUCGACACGGGGCUUGGGCUGCGCAGCCUCCCCGACUACCUUCACUUGGCUGGGCUUUUGGAUCCCGACCCGGCCCAGGGCGAUCAGGAGGGAGCCGGUGUCGGCGAAACAGAGAAGGAACCCGCAAGCGGUGGGCGGCGGCGGCGGCCGUUGCUAGCCAUCGCCACCCAUGUGCACUUCGACCACUCGGGCGGACUGCACCAGUUCGAGGAGGUGGCCGUGCACAGCGCCGAGGCUCCAGCCCUGCGCCGCGGCGAUAACUACGAGACCGUCACUUGGCUCUCGGACAGCGAGGUGGUGAGGCAGCCCAGCCCCGGCUGGAGGGCCAGGCAGUUUCGAGUGCGACCCGUCCAACCGACGCAUGUUUUGCAGGAGGUGAAGGCACUAAUUCAUAAAGGUUCAGUGAUGAAGGCAGAUGGAUUUUGA
This is a messenger RNA of Thamnophis sirtalis, 628 nucleotides long. The record is from RefSeq and is a predicted model, not a curated record. NCBI's taxonomy places the organism in Eukaryota, Metazoa, Chordata, Lepidosauria, Squamata, Natricidae.